UGUCGAGUGAGAAACGCCAGAUGUCGAGCGGCUCGCGAUGCUUCUGAACGAAAGUCAGGUGAACGGCUCCACCGCUGGAGAGCACGCGCUCCACAGAGCGCCGUGGAUCACCAUGUCGCUCGGCUGCUUCCUGAUCUUCACCAUCGUGGUGGAUAUUUUGGGUAACCUGCUGGUGAUUUUCUCCGUCUACCGGAACAAGAAACUUCGGAACGCCGGUAACAUCUUCGUGGUGAGUCUGGCUGUCGCCGACCUGGUGGUUGCUCUGUACCCGUACCCCCUGGUGCUGACGGCCAUCUUCGGGCACGGUUGGCGCGUGGGCGCAGCGCAGUGCCAGAUCAGCGGCUUCCUGAUGGGCGUCAGCGUAGUCGGGUCGAUUUUCAACAUCGCAGGCAUUGCUGUGAACCGCUACUGCUACAUCUGCCACAGCCUGCGCUACGAGCGGCUGUUCAGCGAGCGCAACUCGGCGUGCUACGUGGCGCUGAUCUGGACGCUGAGCGUGCUGGCUGUGGUGCCCAACGUGUUCGUCGGGUCGCUCCGCUACGACGAUCGGGUCUACUCGUGCACGUUCGCGCAGUCGGCCAGCGCCGCAUACACCCUCGCCGUCGUCUCCUUCCACUUCCUGCUGCCCAUACUAGUGGUGGCCUACUGUUACCUGCGCAUAUGGGUGUUGGUAAUCCGGGCGCGGAGGCGAGCGCGGCCUGAGACCCGACCGGGUGGCGUGAUGCCGCAGGACGUGCGCAACUUCGUGACUAUGUUCGCCGUCUUUGUGCUUUUCGCCGUAUGCUGGGCGCCACUUAACGCCAUUGGCCUAGCUGUGGCUGUAGCGCCCGAGCGAGCUGUCCCCGAGUGGCUCUUUGUAGCCAGCUACUUUCUGGCGUACUUCAACAGCUGCCUGAACGCCAUCGUCUACGGUGCGCUCAACCAGAACUUCCGCCGUGAAUACAAGCGCAUCAUCUUGUCUCUCUGCACAACGUCCGUGUUCUUUCCGGAAAACUCGAACGAUGCGCAGGAGAGGCUCCGGAACAAACCGUCGCCGCCCUUCACCAACAACAACCAGGACAAAGUGGACUCAGUGUGA
Messenger RNA from Ictalurus furcatus (blue catfish), 1078 nucleotides. RefSeq names its product melatonin receptor 1A a (gene mtnr1aa). The record is from RefSeq and is a predicted model, not a curated record. Gene Ontology annotation, molecular function: melatonin receptor activity. The coding region runs from base 38 to 1078 and encodes 346 amino acids. Gene Ontology annotation, biological process: G protein-coupled receptor signaling pathway. The transcript is spliced from 2 exons. Gene Ontology annotation, cellular component: membrane. NCBI's taxonomy places the organism in Eukaryota, Metazoa, Chordata, Actinopteri, Siluriformes, Ictaluridae.